This is a messenger RNA of Paramecium octaurelia, 1455 nucleotides long. The record is from the annotation of a GenBank genome assembly. NCBI's taxonomy places the organism in Eukaryota, Ciliophora, Oligohymenophorea, Peniculida, Parameciidae.
AUGAAUAUCAUUUUAUAUGCUUGCAUUAUUGGUUACGUAAUUAGCUAGGUAAUAUUUAAAGUAAAGUUAUUUUAGAGUGAUUUAGAUUAAGCUUAUAAAUAUUUGGUACAAAAUUAGGAUCGAUUAAUGCUUGGGUAAUGGACUGCAAGCUCAGAUUACUUGGUUUAUAUAAAUGUAGUCUAUGAUAAUUAAAAUCUGAUAAUGUAAGUGUAUCCCAAGAAACACAAUUUAUUACAUGAAAAGCAUUAUUUUAGACUCAGUUAUUCCCUUCUAAAUAAUUCAUAUCAUUUUGACUCAAAUUAAAAGUAACCAAGUUGAAUAUUUUUAGUCUUAUGACUUGGGAGAAUAUAGAUGUUAUAAUUGAAUUACAAAACAAUCAAAAGCAUCCUCUUACUAUUUGCAAAGCUACUCUCUAAUUAGAAGUUUAAACUAAAACAGUUAUUCUACAUAGUUAAUUUGCUGAGUAAUGUAUUGUAACUGAAGAGAGAAUACGUCUAUUCAUUUUCAGCAAUUCGACUUAUCAAAUGCAAGCUUUUACAUACUCAAUGCUUUUAAUAUUCAUAUCUAUAGUCUAAAUAAUUAGCUCUUAUUUUUACUUAAUAUCAGAUCCAGCGGCAAAUCAGGGAGCAUCUAUGACAAUAUCUAUUGUUUUGACUCAAGAUAUAUUCAUUUGUAUUUUCAGUUCAUUGCUUUUCGACAUUCCGAGAUAUUAUUACUUCUUCCCUUGUUUACUUUGUUAGCUGGUUGCUAUUUUUUCUGAUCUCAAAUUGAAAGCAAAACUGACUGUAAUUAUUAAAAUAAUAACAAUUUAGAAUAUGGAAAGAUAAAAGAAGAGAUAUUUAUUACUAUAAAUUGUUGAAAUUUUAUCAGUCACUUUUUUAUUUUUGAGAAUUAGACAUUCGAUCGAAUUAACCUUACUGAAUAUUUUCCUUGUUCCUUAAAUCGCCAUUACCUUUUACACAGGAGAAAGACAGAGAUUUAAUAUAUAUUAUAUUGGAGCUAUAUUUCCAAGAGCUUUACUUUCAAUAUAUGCAAGGGGAUUUCAAGACAAUAUUUUAGAAUUAUUACAAAAACUGCAUGUAGUAUUCGCUAUAGUGCUCAUUCUUGUGAUUUAAUUUUUAAUUUAUUAUUGCUAAAACCAAUUUGGAUGGUUCAUAUUGAAAAGGAAUUAAUACAACUACUUCAUCAAGUAAACAGAUGAACACACACAAUCAGAUUGUGCAAUAUGCUUGUUAAAUCUAUCAUAAAUCCCUGAAUAUACACUAAAUAAAGGAGAACCCUUUGUACUACAAACUAUCAAUUAAGCAUCUCGAAAUAAUUUAUUAAUGAAAACCCCUUGCGUAAAUUAUAUAAAUAAAUUAGAAUCAUUAAUUUCACCCUUCUUGUUUAAGCUAGUGGAUGUAAAUCAAUCUCUCUUGCCCAUUGUGCAAAAGUGCCUUGCCUUAAGUAUUUUGA